Pelodiscus sinensis (Chinese soft-shelled turtle) is the source of this 3270-nucleotide messenger RNA. The record is from RefSeq and is a predicted model, not a curated record. Lineage: Eukaryota; Metazoa; Chordata; Testudines; Trionychidae.
UUGCUAGCGAAUAGGAUGCCCAUGCCCCCCUGCUCGGCCGCGGGGGGCCCCGUUCUGAGGACGGUAGAACAUGGGUUCCCCAACCAGCCGAGCUCCCUGGCCUACGACCCCAAGCUGAGAAUUAUGGCAGUCGGCACCAAAUCGGGAGCUGUGAAAGUAUACGGCGCUCCAGGAGUGGAGUUCACUGGCUUGCACAAGGAGACUGCCGCCGUCACGCAGAUGCACUUUUUGCCUGGACAGGGCCGGCUGCUGUCCUUGCUGGAUGACAACACCCUGCACCUGUGGGAGAUCGACCAGAAGGACGGCUAUUCGCACCUGGAGGAGACCCUCAGCUUCACCCUCCCUGGCCGAGCAGGGUUCGACAGUGCUAAGUACUCACCGCCGCCCGCCUCCUUUUGCAUGCGUGUCUGGGGAGUUAGGGCUGUGCUGGAGCAGGACAGGACCUGGGGUCUGCUGGGUGCCGAGUGCUUUGUGUGUGCCCCUGGUUUGCUGACCUGGCCCUGUCCGCUCAGAGCCCAGCUCCCUCGGGCCUGUGCUGGUUUGUGCAUCAUCCAGACCUCCCAACCUCCUGGAAACGUGGUGUCGACCCAAUAUGCUGGAUGCCUCGAAUUCCAGUUGAAGCUAAUGUCAGCUGAUGCGAAUCCUCAGCAUCCUUUUGUGAGCAACUUGUGCAGACGCUCCGAGCAAAGAGUUACUGAAGGGGGUGGCGUGUACUUCCUGGAGCUCGCCGGCUUCACGCUGCGGGAGGAUCAAACCCUGUAUCAAGAGGAGAUCCUGCAGAGCGUGCCAGACGACUACCGCUGCGGGAAGUCUCUGGGGCCCGUAGAGUCGCUGCAGGAACACCCGCAAGACUCCUCCAAGAUCCUGAUUGGCUACAGCAGGGGGCUGGUGAUCGUGUGGGACCAGAGCACCAGAACUGUCAGCCACCUCUUCCUGGGCAAUCAGCAGCUGGAGAGCCUUGGCUGGGAGCGGAGCGGCAGGACGGUGGUGAGUUCGCACAGCGAUGGGGGCUACAUGGUGUGGGCCAUCCACAGUAGCUGCCAGAAGACUCUGCAGCCGCUCAUGUCCACUAUCCCCUAUGGUCCGUUUCCCUGCAAAGCAAUCAACAAAGUCCUGUGGAGAACCUGUGAAUCUGGAAGCCACUUCAUCAUCUUCAGCGGGGGCAUGCCGCGCGCCAGCUACGGGGACCGGCACUGCGUCAGCAUCCUGCAGGGCCAGACCUUGGUCACCCUGGACUUCACGUCGCGUGUGAUCGACUUCUUCACAGUGCAUAACACGGAGCCAGAGGAAGAGUUUGAUAACCCCAGUGCCCUGGUGGUCCUGGUGGAAGAAGAGCUGGUGGUCCUCGACCUGCAGACGCCCGGCUGGCCUACGGUUCCUGCCCCCUACCUAGCGCCCCUCCAUUCCUCCGCCAUCACCUGCUCCUAUCACAUCUCCAACGUCCCCCUGAAGCUGUGGGAGAGGAUAAUCAGCGCCGGGGAGCAGCAGAGCCCACGGCAUUCUUGUGUGAGCUGGCCGAUCAACGGAGGGAAAAACUUAGCCCAGGAACCCAGCCAGCGGGGCCUUCUCCUGACGGGGCACGAGGACGGCACGGUCCGUUUCUGGGACGCCUCCGGGGUGUCCCUGCGGCCGCUCUACAAACUGGGCACUGCCAACAUCUUCCAGACUGACUGCGAGCACAACGACAGCCUCAACCAGGCCAGCGAGGAGGAGUGGCCUCCUUUCCGCAAGGUGGGCUGCUUUGAUCCGUACAGCGACGACCCCCGGCUGGGCAUCCAGAAGAUCGCGCUGUGUAAAUACACGUCCCGGAUGGUGGUGGCUGGGACUGCAGGGCAGGUCCUGGUCAUGGAGCUGAGUGACGAGCGGUCCGAUCACAUGAUCAGCGUGGCCACGGUGGACCUGCUGCAGGACCGCGAGGGCUUCACCUGGAAGGGCCACGACCGGCUCACCCCCAAGAACGGCUCCAUCGCCUUCGGCCCGGGCUUCCAGCCCAGCGUGCUGGUGCAGUGCAUGCCGCCGGCCGCCGUCACCGCCGUGACGCUGCACUCCGAGUGGAACCUGGUGGCCUUCGGCCCCAGCCACGGCUUUGGGCUCUUCGACUAUUACCGACGCAACCCGGUGCUGGCCAGGUGCACCCUCCACCCCAACGACUCGCUGGCCAUGGAGGGGCCCCUCUCCCGCGUGAAGUCUCUGAAGAAGUCUCUGCGCCAGUCCUUCCGCAGGAUCCGCAAGAGCCGAGUCUCCGGCAAGAAGAGGGUCGGAGCCAACAGCCCCUCCAGCAAGCUGCAGGAAGCGAAUGCCCAGCUGGCCGAGCAGGCGUGCCCCCCCGAUGUGGAGAUGGCCCCUGUGCAGAGGCGGAUUGAGCCCCGGUCGGCCGACGACUCGCUCUCGGGGGUGGUACGCUGCCUGUACUUCGCCGACACCUUCCUCCGAGACGGUAAGGCCUGGCUGCAGCUCUCGAAGGGGGCGGGGCCGGCCGGAGCCCUGGCACACCUGAUCCUUGCUGUUCUGACCCAACUGGCCUGUGUCCAGAGCCCCUGUGGCACUUGCAGCCAGACUGGCUCCCUUGCCCCAUGGCAGGGCGCUGUCUGGGGAGCAGGACCAGGCCGCGCUCUAGGCAGCUUGCUCUCCGCCUCCCCCCAGGUGUUCAUGCUGCCGAAAGUCAGCGCCAAGACCAAGUUCAAGCUGACGGCCCACGAGGGCUGCCGGGUGCGGAAGGUGGCGCUGGUGAGCUUCACCAGCCUGGCGUGCGAGGACUACACGGAGAACUGCCUGGCCUGCCUCACCAACCUGGGGGACAUCCACAUCUUCACGGUGCCCGGCCUGCGGCCGCAGGUGCACUACGACUGCAUCCGCAAGGAGGACAUCAGCGGCAUCGCCUCCUGCGUCUUCACCAAGCACGGCCAAGGCUUCUACCUGAUCUCGCCCUCCGAGUUCGAGCGAUUCUCCCUGAGCACCCGGAACAUCACCGAGCCGCUGUGCUCGCUGGAGCUCGGCCGGCUUCGCGGCACCACCUGUCUCAGCCCCAAUUUCACCGGCACGCCGAAACUGACCCAGGCCAACGGGACUCACGUGCUGCAGGGCUCGGAGGCGAACGGCUCCCCUGAGCCACGAGCAAGUUUGGCACCGGGGACGCCAGAGGAGCCCCAAGCUGCCUUCUCCCCGACGCCCAUCGACUCGCCGAGCAGCCUGGAGAGCCCCCUGGACACCACCGGGGACAUCACGGUGGAGGAAGUGAAAGAUUUCCUGGCGUGAGUUCAGGUGCCGGGG